Molecule: messenger RNA, 3307 nt
Organism: Petromyzon marinus (sea lamprey)
Lineage: Eukaryota; Metazoa; Chordata; Hyperoartia; Petromyzontiformes; Petromyzontidae
Gene: TRADD
Product: TNFRSF1A associated via death domain
Biological process (GO): extrinsic apoptotic signaling pathway; positive regulation of canonical NF-kappaB signal transduction
Cellular component (GO): tumor necrosis factor receptor superfamily complex
Molecular function (GO): transmembrane receptor protein tyrosine kinase adaptor activity
Source: RefSeq, a predicted model, not a curated record
CGCCGGGCCGGGUCACAUUCAGCGGCGCAACGCGGCCGCAGCCGCCGCCGCCGUCCACCGACACGAAGACCCGCGGCGACCGGUCGCGGGUCACGGCCCUGUGGGACUCGCGACCGUCGGCACGCGUCGUGGUGGCGGGAAGGCCAUCGAUUGGGUUUUGUGGCGCUGGCUGACGCGGAAGUCAGCCCUUGAAAAUGUCGCAAUACUUCAAAGGCCAGGUUACGCUUGUGAUUUCUCUCGGGGUAAUGGACCUCCGAGAGCUAUGGACACAGAAUCAUGAAAACAAGAAAACACUUUACCGACUCAUCUACGAUGCCAUCAAAGGAGACAGUGAUAAUCCUCCGGUCAUCUUGAAGGUACACAGCACGCUGUUUGGCGUGGACCUGCGGUUUGACAGCACGGCGUCGUGCUCCGCGUUUCUGGAACGCUACGUGAAUGGGGACAUGGAGGUCCAGCUGAAUCGAGGCCUUGCGCCAAAACAUCAAGACAGCUUCACCACCUCCCUCCAGGUGCGAGGUGAAGUCCUCGUUAAGCGAAACUUCGAUUUGAGCACCUGGCUCCGUCUGAUCGGCCAAAAUGAGCCCACGGCCUUGCAGGAUGACGAGGUGAAAAAAAUGCAACACGAUUUGUUGAUGCUGAACUUGAACCCCAGGGAUGCGAGUGGAGGUGACCUUGUAAAUUCUAAUGCUGGCCCGAGUUCAUCUUGUCAACUGGGGGGCAUUCCAACUCAUGAUGCAUGUCUGAGCGCUCCAAUGGUCAUUCCAGACAACACGUUUAUUUUCCAAGAAAAACUAUAUGACGACCGGCCAAUCUCCACGGACGAUCACAAUAACUUCGCAAAAAAAGUGGGCCCCGGUUGGAAGGCUGUGGCUCGGCAGCUGAUGAGAACGUGCAAGGGUCUGGAGGACCCGACCAUCGAGAUUAUCACUUGUGAAUACAACGGUGUCUACGAGCAGGCCUUCCAGAUGCUGAGAAAGUUCAUGCAGAGCGAGGCAAAGCAAGCCACCUUGAGCCGUCUCGUAAAGGCUCUCGAGGAUGAGCGUCUGUGCAAUGUCGUAGAAUUUCUGCUCGACACUUAAAAGGGCUGGGUUGCGAAGUCUGCACUGCCAAGGCUCAUUUGUACCUCUUACCCACUGCCAUAUCAAAAGCUGAGCCAGCACCUCAUGGUUGAAUGAAAUCGACUCGCUUCUUGGGCAAAGGGUCUUUUCAACAGGACCAUUGGAUGAGACAAUCCUCGUAUCCUCUUUUCGGCAGGGUUGGGAAUAAUAAGAAAUUACUGGAAGUAAAUGCCCAAAUGUUUUAUUUUAAUGGGCUUAUUUAGAUAAUUGACAGUAACAUCCUCACCACUUAAAACUGGUGCAUUAUUAGCUGCAGCGAGUAACAGCAUUUGAAGAUAAUGGGAGCUUUUAAUUGUGCAUUAUAUAAUCCCCUGGGGCUCGUUGGAGUUGGAUCCUGGUGGCUCCCACACGCCGAAGUAUAUUUUUGUGGGUUUCUUUUGCGUUUCAUGCAAAACCGAAAGUAUUUAUAACCGAGGACAGAGCCAUGAUGUGACCAUUCGGUGUGAAGGUUGCGUAAUGUUUGUUGGGAGAAUUCGCCAAUGCGUUGGCAAAAUGUUCCCUUACAGGUUUCUGCCACAUUUUGCAUGGGUAUUGCCGAUUGGUUUGUAAGACUUAGAACAGUUUUCCAUUGAAUCGAGCAUGCGUUCAAGCAUUAAGUGUGCAACAGUUAAUGUAUGUACUUGUACAGGCAGUCCCUUUGUCAGUCCACUGCUGGUUGAGGGGCCUCCCUACGUAGUGUGGAUUAUAGGGGGCCACUUGACCGUACUUCACCAUGCUGGCACCUUUGUAAAUUAAAAUGUAGCUGCACUGCCGACUGCUGCCCACUACAUGUAGCCCCGCAGACGAGCACAGUCCAGGCUCAAGCCUGCUUAGUUUCCGAGAUCCGGUGCAUUCCAGGUAAUUUGGUUAUGUACGUUAAAUCUGAAAGCGACUUAAGUCCAAACUGUAUUUGGCAAUGGGUGUGUUGGCAGACAUUUUUUACGGCGAUAUCAGAAUAUAGUUGGUGGAUCACGAGGAGUGUGAGCCACGGAUAGAAUGAUGGGGAUGAAGCGCUCGUAAGGGGACCAGUGUCGGGAGCCGAUAAACAGUGGAGGUCUUUGAGCAAUGAAGUAUUCCACAUUUUCCCACCAUUCCGUAAGCAUUCUUGAUCAAAACACCUCCCUGAAAACGUCUUAAUUCUCAGUGAGAUUUUGCACCUUAAUCUGCGAAUUGUUUCCCCCCACCCCGCAUCUUGGCUACGAAGUUUAUUUGAAAUUCUGCGUCAAAAUUGUCGCAUCAUGCUCCAAACAUUAGAAACUUCCUAUUGCGGUACCAUAGAAAUGUAAAUCUUUUAUUUAAUAUCCAAUUUUGUUUUGUGUGCUCAGCCAGGUGUAGUGCAUUGAGACAGGGCAGGAUGUCACAUUCCUUUUGUAGGGGCCAGUCAAUGGACAAACUUUGUUCACUUAUCACAAAAUGGUUCUCAAAUUUGUCAACCCCAGAGGUAUUAUGGACUGAGUUGACACUUGGCCAAAAUUUGAACUUGCAACAAUUUUAUUGCAAGUUGCGUACUGUAUUCUUCCAGCCCUAUGUCAAAUUUAUUUACGGUUUUACAAAAUAACUGGUACACUUUACAAAUGAUAUAAAGAUUUAUAGCAAUAAUUGCCAGUUUAGUCUUAGAUGUUAUAUUUUGUGCAAAUUUUACACAUCUGGGAAUGAAUUGUAUUUUUAUGCCUUUUUUACCCAUGGUUUCAGGUUUUGCUAAUUUUUACUCCUUCAAUUACGAAGUAUAUUUUUUAUUCGCAACGUGUACUUUUGAUGCGACUGUUGAUCCCACGAAUAAUUUUUAUACAUGUACAAAUAAUCAUUAAAUUUAAAAUAAGUCACCAUUGUACCAUUACUGUAUGCGAAUAUCACUUGCCUGAAUGCGAGAUUUGAGGUUUAAGGCCUCCGGUAUGAUUCUAUGCAAGCUACCCCACUGUGAAUGAAUGCAUGUCAUAAACUGGGUUUAUAUUGAGGACAAAGUUGAUCAUUCAUACAAUACAUGAAUAUAAUUUGAGUAACUUCACCUUUUCCAAUAUUGUACAAAAUUAUCUCUUUCAACAUUACCAUUUCCAGUCAUUUACAUGUGGUUUUAAGUUUGUUCCUGAGUAUAAUUGGAUGAUCUGUCAUGUAUUUUAAAAAAGGUUGCAUUUAUUUGUAAAUGUGAAGGACUUACUGUAUGUAUUUUAGCCACUCUUACCAAGCAGCCCUUAUUAAAAUGUUUACAAAUU